AUGGCUGCCUCGACGGCUGCCCGGGAUGCCAGCUUCCCGGACCGAGGGCCAACCGUCUUCGGCAUCACCACUAUCACCUCUCUGCUGGCCUCGGCCUUUGUCCUCGCUCGCCUCGUGUCGCGCAUUGGCAUCGUCCGCAAGGUCGGCCUAGACGACUACAUCAUCGUUCUGGCCUGGCUCAUUUCCAUGUUCCUGAGUGCCACCAUUGAUAUCGGCACUAAGAGGGGCCUAGGCCGCCACGACGAGAACAUCGACCCCAAGGACGAGCCUGCCCUGAGAAUGUGCGAAUACGUCUUCUCCGUUCUAUAUAACCCAGCUCUCAUGGCCACCAAGACGUCCAUUCUGGUCUUUUAUCUCCGCCUAGCCAAGAAUACCCAAAGAAUACUGCGUCUGGCCUCGUGGGCAGCGCUCGUCAUUGUCAACACGGCAGGCACCAUCCUGACCUUCAUGAACAUCUUCCAGUGCCACCCCGUAAAGGCGGCAUGGGACAUCAGGGUCCAAGCCAUCCGCUGCAUCCCCCUCCUCACCGAGUUCAUCUGCUCCGCCCCCGUCAACGUCAUCACCGACCUGGCAAUCCUGGCCCUUCCAAUCCCCGUGCUCACGGGCAUGCAGCUCCCCUCCCGCCAAAAGAUCAUCCUCGUCAUCACCUUCGCCUUUGGCAUCUUUGUCACGGUCGUCGACGUGGUCAGGAUAUACUACCUCCAGCAGGCCAUUGCCUUCAGCCCCAUGGGUGCCUCGCAAAACCCCUCGGCCAUAUACGGACAGAGCGCCGGAUUCUCUUGGAAUGCCUCGCUUUCCUUGAUGUGGUCGGCCGUCGAGGUCAACAUCGGCAUUGCUUGUGCCUGCAUUCCGACCCUCAAGCCCCUGAUCAUGAAAAUCCUUCCGGCCAUGAUCCUUGACCCGCAUGGCGCCCGAACAGGUAGCGCCCAGGUCCCUAGAGCCCACCUCUUGGGCAAGCACAUCACAAAGCAGGACGUGGGCGAAGAUCACCAACCCAGCGCCGCUGCGUGCAGUGUCGAGCCGCCCCUAGUGCCACCAGUCCCGCCGCUGGCCCAUGUAGAAGCUAGAAUCUCCGAAGAAGUCUCCUUCGGCGAGUUUCUGGCAAUCACUUCUGAUCUCGAGAUUUCAGUGACCCACACCUCAAGACAGCAUCGGCCUUCACUGGUGCCAGGAAAUGGCGUCCCGCCACCCGCCGCUCCGCCGAAUGACCGUUCCAUCUACUUUGGUUUUGUCAACAUGGCAAGACCCCAGAGCAUGGUCAGGACCUCGGCCACCGAGUCGUUCAAGUACUGCGUUAUAGUCGUCAUUCUCUUCUUUCUCUGGGGUGUCUCGUAUGGCUUCCUCAACACUCUAAACAAUGCCGUGGCCAAUGUCGCCCAUAUGACCACGGCCCAGGCCCUGGGACUCACCAGCGUCUACUUUGGGGGCGGCUAUUUUUUCGGCCCCCUGUUGGUGGGCGAGUGGCUCCUUCGUCACGACGAGCAUCGCCGUAUCAAAAGCGAUGACAACCGCAAGAACCCCGAUCCCGUGGGCGGAUUCAAGGCAACAUUCAUAGCGGGUCUGCUGAUCUAUGGGACCGGCACCAUCAUGUUCUGGCCUGGAGCGGUGACGACGGCCUACGGCGGGUUCAUGGUGAGCAGUUUUGUUGUCGGCUUUGGGCUUGCCGUCCUCGAAACUGCCGCCAAUCCCUUUCUAGUCCUCUGCGGGCCGCCCGACUAUGCCGACGCUAGGCUGCUCGUAGCCUCGGCCGUGACAGCCGUCGGAAGUGUUUUGAGCGGCCUGUUGGCUAACAAGGUCUUCUUCAACAGGAUCGAGGCGCGAGAGGUUGAUUCUACGACGCUGCUAGAUGUGCAGUGGACAUAUCUCGCCAUCACGCUCCUCUGCGUCUUACUAGCCCUCUUCUUUUACUACAUGCCCCUGCCCGAGGUCAGCGACAAGGAACUUGAAAGGCUCGCCGAACAGCUGCCAGUCGAUCCAAACAAACGGUCCGUUGGCGGCCGGCGGCUGAAGUCGUGGUGCAUUUUGCUGGCCGUUACUUCGCAGUGGUUCUACGUGGCUGCGCAGGAGAACAUGAGCAUCUACUCGCACGACCUUAUCACGGCCUUUGUCGAGCCCCAGUUGAGCGCCUCCGACUACCAACCGCCAGGCUUUAUCCUUUCCGUCUGGAACUACCUCUUGGUGGCCCACAGCGCCUUUGCCCUAUCUCGAUUCACAGCCGCCUACCUCGCCUUCCUGUCAGCGAGGCAUCCCACCUACCGUUUUGUGCCCACGCCGCGUACAAGCCUCACGGCCUGUGUCGUGCUCUCGGGCGUGUUUAUGCUCACCGCCGUCUCAAUGCGCCCCACCGAGAACCCCAACCUGAUGGCCAUCCCCGUCGUCCUCUUCUUCCUCGCCGAGGGCCCCAUCUGGCCCCUCAUAUUCUCUCUGGGUCUGCGCGGCCAGGGCAGCCAGACGAAGCGCGCCGCUGCCUGGCUGACCAUGGGCGGCUCCGGCCCUGCCUUCUGGCCGUUUGUGUCGUACGCCAUCCAGAAGGCCGGCGGCAGCAUCCAGACGUCGCUUGUCAUCGUCAUCGGGCUCGUCGCCGCUUCUCUGGCGUUUCCGCUGUUCUUGACCUUUGUCAAGGACGCCAGUGCCAUGGCCGACUACCACAUCUCCUCGUUUGCCGAAAAGAACAGACUCGCGCGGCGGCAGCAUACCGGCCCUGCCGCCGAGGGAGAGGGGGACCACGACUUUUUCCCACAAGGGCGGGAACGGUGUCAAGGAGAGACGGCGGAGGCAAAGGAGAGUCGGGGUUGGGGCGGACUCCUGGGGAAGCUAUCGAGGGGGGGAAUGACCGUGUGGCGGGGGUUUCGACGGAAAACGCUAGCAGAGAAGGUACCGGAGAGCUUUGCUGAGGGCCAGCUGCCAGAGGACGAAGACGACGAGAGCCGAAAGGACGACGAGGCGCCCUGGGAGUGCCAGGUUCUCGACACGAGCAUCUUGCAGAGGUGA
Lasiosphaeria miniovina is the source of this 2991-nucleotide messenger RNA. RefSeq names its product major facilitator superfamily domain-containing protein. The coding region runs from base 1 to 2991 and encodes 996 amino acids. Gene Ontology annotation, biological process: transmembrane transport. NCBI's taxonomy places the organism in Eukaryota, Fungi, Ascomycota, Sordariomycetes, Sordariales, Lasiosphaeriaceae. The record is from RefSeq and is a predicted model, not a curated record. Gene Ontology annotation, molecular function: transmembrane transporter activity. The transcript has 2 exons.